UGAACAAGGUACUGACGAAGUUCAAGCUGCUUUUGCCUAUGCAGUAAACAAUCACAAUAACAAUAUUACCGGCCGGAAAUUUGAGCUGAAAGGCUACGUCGAUAUCAUAAAUACUGCAGAUGCAUUUAAGCUGUCACGACUGAUCUGCAACCGCUUUGCCAGUGGAGUUCUUUCCAUGAUCGGUGCAGUAAAUCCAGACUCUUUCGACAUUCUGCACUCGUACAGCAACACCUUCCAAAUGCCAUUCGUCACUCCAUGGUUUCCAGAGAAGGUCCUCACACCCUCAUCCGGCGUCGUGGACUUCGCCAUAAGCAUGCGGCCGGAUUAUCAUCACGCCAUCAUCGAUACGGUGCGCCACUACGGUUGGAAAAAAAUCAUCUACCUUUAUGACUCGCAUGACGGACUAUUACGGUUGCAACAAAUUUAUCAAGGUUUAAAACCAGGAAAUGAUACUUUUCAAGUUGAAACUGUUAAAAGGAUACAAAAUGUGUCCGAUGCUCUUGACUUUUUACGCAGUUUGGAGGAACUUAGUCGAUGGAGUAAUAAAUAUGUAGUACUCGAUUGUCCGACCGAAAUGGCCAAAGAUAUAGUCAUCAAUCAUGUGCGAGAUGUCACUUUAGGACGACGAAAUUAUCAUUAUCUUCUAAGUGGACUUAUAAUGGAUGACCGUUGGGACAACGAGGUGAUCGAGUACGGUGCCAUCAACAUCACCGGCUUCCGCAUCGUCGACGGCAGCCGACGUUACGUCAAGGAGUUCCUUGAGCGCUGGCGCCAGUCUCCAGCCGCUCGCGAUUCCAUUUCCGCCCAGGCGGCUCUCAUAUACGACGCGGUCUUCGUGCUCGUCGAGGUGCUCAAUAAGAAGAAAAAAACUGAGAAAAACAAUCCGAGGCGCGCCGGUGGUAGCCAGCAGCCAAACACUACCCUUGAUUGCAAUUCCAACCACGGAUGGACCUCGCACGGAUGGGAACAAGGCAACAAGAUCGCUAGAUCGCUGCGCAAGGUGGAAAUAGAAGGACUUACUGGACAAAUUAAAUUCAAUGACGAGGGCCGACGUCGAAAUUACACACUGGAUGUUGUUGAAAUGACAGUAAAUAGUGCGCCUGUAAAGGUUGCCGAAUGGACAGAUAUUAAUGGAUACCAAGUGGUACCAACCAAACGUGAUCGGCAUCCCAAGUCCGAAAUUUUAAAGAAUAAGACUUACAUCGUGACAACAAUAGUAGAAGAACCCUAUAUUAUGGAAAGAAAAUACGAAAACGGAAAACCUCCUGAAAAAAUGAAGGAUCGAUAUGAAGGUUACUGCAAAGAUCUGGCUGAUCUUAUCACGAGAAAAUUAAACAUUAGCUGGGAUAUUCAGAUUGUUAAGGAUGGAAAAUAUGGUUCGGAAAAUCCAACCGUACCCGGUGGCUGGGACGGUAUGGUUGGAGAACUCAUAAGAAAGGAAGCAGAUAUUGCUAUUGCUCCAAUGACUAUUACAUCAGAGCGAGAAAGAGUAAUUGACUUUAGUAAGCCGUUUAUGUCUCUAGGCAUCAGUAUCAUGAUUAAAAAACCCGUUAAGCAAAAUCCUGGCGUCUUUAGCUUUCUUAAUCCACUCAGCAAGGAAAUUUGGGUCUGUGUAAUUUUUUCUUAUAUUGGCGUCUCAAUAGUACUCUUCAUCGUUUCAAGAUUUUCACCGUACGAAUGGCGCGUCCUGACAAUCGGCUCGAGUCGUGACCCGAGCCUCGUCUCCCGGGACGGGACUUUGCAGCAUUCCCAUGGCCCGCAGGGAUCGCCUCACACUCAACACACCAGCAUGGCCAACGAUUUCAGCAUUCUGAAUAGUUUGUGGUUCGCGUUGGGUGCAAUUAUGCAGCAAGGCGGUGACAUCUCGCCUAGAUCCAUCUCCGGCCGUAUCGUGGGUAGCGUCUGGUGGUUCUUCACACUAAUCCUGAUCUCGUCAUAUACCGCAAAUCUCGCGGCAUUUCUAACGGUCGAGCGUAUGGUCACACCCAUCAACUCGCCCGAAGACUUGGCCGCCCAGACCGAAGUGCAGUAUGGUACAUUGCAGCAUGGCUCUACGUGGGACUUCUUUCGGAGAUCGCAAAUCGAACUUUAUAAGCAAAUGUGGAGAUUCAUGAACGAGAAUAAACAGGUCUUUGUCAACUCGUAUGAUGAAGGUAUUCAAAGAGUACGGAUGAGUAAAGGAAAGUAUGCCUUGCUGAUUGAGAGCCCGAAAAACGAUUAUAUAAACGAGCGAGAACCCUGUGAUACUAUGAAAGUCGGGAGGAAUCUCGACGCCAAGGGAUUUGGAAUCGCUACGCCACUUGGCUCGCCACUGAGAGACAGUAUAAAUCUGGCCGUAUUAUCGCUGAAGGAAAGUGGCGAAUUGGCUAAAUUAAUGAACAAAUGGUGGUACGAACGUACGGAAUGUAGACACGGCGAUAAGCAAGAUACGUCGAGGAACGAAUUGUUACUCAGCAAUGUCGCCGGCAUUUUCUACAUUCUAAUCGGCGGUCUUCUUCUUGCUCUUGCUGUUGCUCUCGUGGAAUUUUGUUACAAGUCGCACACCGAAGCCACCAGAGCAAAGAUUCCUCUGUCGGAUGCGAUGAAGGCAAAAGCGCGCCUGACAAUCGGAGGUGGUCGAGAUUUCGACAAUGGCCGGUAUUACGCACCAGCGAACGCGAUUGGCAAUGCCGAGGUCGACCAGGUACACAGCAAUACCCACACUCAGGUGUAAUGAGGAGUAAUAGCAGCAGUGCAGGUGGAAACGUCGCCGAGAGCAGUUGCUCGGGCCCGAUGCCGCUGCCGAGAUCGCCGCCACCCCCAUCUUUGAAGCGACUUUCACGGCGCAACGUCACGUUCGCGGAAUCACCACCCAAGUCGCCAAAACUCAUCCAGAGCAACAGACCCGGAGUUGCGAUGCUCGACGUCGCCGUGCCCUGGGCCCCGGCCUCACCCGGUUACUGGACCGAGGCCCAGCAGCCAAACGACGACGACAACCCGGACUAUGGCACAUAACGCGAGGACAACG
Ceratosolen solmsi marchali is the source of this 3007-nucleotide messenger RNA. It is a transcript of the gene GluRIB, whose product is annotated as Glutamate receptor IB. Gene Ontology annotation, cellular component: membrane. The transcript has 18 exons. The record is from RefSeq and is a predicted model, not a curated record. NCBI's taxonomy places the organism in Eukaryota, Metazoa, Arthropoda, Insecta, Hymenoptera, Agaonidae. The coding region runs from base 176 to 2713 and encodes 845 amino acids. Gene Ontology annotation, molecular function: ligand-gated monoatomic ion channel activity.